AUGGACUCUCAAUUUACUCUUGAAUUGACUCAGUUGCUGUAUCAGAGCACUGCUCCUGAUACCACUCAAAUCACAGAGGCUACUCGUGCCUUGGAAACAAAGUACUUGAAGGAACCUAGCUCUUUGUUGUCCUUGUUACACAUUAUGGGCACAUGCGAAAACUUUCAAGUCCGCCAGCUUGCAGCUAUUGAAGCUCGUAAGCUGUGCCACAAGUAUUGGCCCGAUGUCCCUGCUGAUGUACAAAAUCAAGUUCGUGCCAACUUGUUGGAAAUCACCAUUAAAGAACCCGAGGGCAUCGUAUGCCAUGCUUUUGGUCGUGUCAUUGCUGCGUUGGCUAAAAUGGAUCUUCCCGACGGAAAAUGGAAUGAUCUUUCUGGAUUUUUGGUUCAAGCUGCCAUGGAUCCAAACGAUUCCAUUCGUGAAAUGGCUAUCUAUGUUCUUUAUUCCAUUGCUGAAACCGUCGAUUUGGACAGCAAGUUGCUCUUAGAUUUUGUUCAUUUGUUCUCUCGUACCAUCACCGAUUCUAGCCGUACUGUCCGAGUCACUUCCGUUCAAGGCUUGGGUGCCGUCGCUGAAGUUUUGGAAUCCGAUGACAAAAAGCUUUUGCAUGCCUAUCGUGAUACCUUACCUAGCAUGCUCAUUGUUUUGCAAGACGUCGUUCAAGUUGGCGAUGAAGAUGCCUGCAAAACUGUCUUUGACGUUUUCAAUACUUUCCUCAUCGUCUCCGGCGCCAUCAUCUCUAAGGCCCUUGGAAAUAUCAUUGAAUUGAUCACUGGCAUCUCCACAUCGAAGCAAGUUGAUGGCGAAAUUCGUUGUAUGGCCUUGUCCUUCAUCAUUUCAUGUAUCCGCUUCAAGUCGCGUAAAUUGCAAGCUCUCAAACUUGGCAAAUCUUUAAUCCUUUCCCUCAUGCAAGUUGCUACUGAAGAUACUACCGAAGAUGCUGACGAGGAUUGCCCUGCCCGUCUUGCUUUACGUGCCAUUGAUCUUCUUUCCACCCACUUGUCUCCUACCCAAGUGUUCUAUCCCAUGUUGGAGGCAAUCAUGACUUUCUCUCAAUCCCCCGAUCCUGGUCACCGUAAGGCCGCUUUAUUGUCCAUCGGUGUCGCCGUCGAGGGUUCUUCCGAGUCCGUUGCUUCAAGCCUUCUUAACAUCUUUCCUCUUAUUGUCAAUGGCUUAUGUGAUGUUGACAUGAACGUUCGUCAAGCUGCUCUCUUGGCUCUUAGUCAAAUUGCCGUCGAAAUUCCUAUGGAGGUUUCAAAGCAUCAUGCUCAAUUCUUGCCCCUCGUUUUCGAGUUGAUGUCCACUCAAGGUGUUAAAGUUGGAAAGUCUGCUUGUAACUGUAUUGACGCUUUGCUUGAAGGUCUUGACAGAGCUGAAAUUAGUGGUUAUAUGCCCAUGCUUAUGGAACGUCUUGUUGGUCUUUUAGACUCCAAUGUCACCGCUGACAUCAAAAGUUGUGUUGCUGCCGCCAUUGGCUCCGCCGCUUUUGCUGCUCAAGAAGACUUUUUGCCCUAUUUUGAACGUACCAUGGCUAGCUUGUCCAACUGCUUACACACAUCUGAUGAUGAUGAGGGUUAUGAACUUCGCGGUACCGUUAUGGAUACUUUGGGUGCUAUUGCUAAUGCCGUCGGUAAGCAAGCUUUUUUGCCUUUCACCGAACAGCUCAUUCAAUUAGCUUAUGAAGGUAUCCAAAUUGAUCAUUCUCGUCUCCGCGAAUGCUCAUUUUGCUUCUAUGCUGUUUUGGCUCGUGUCUACAAGGAAGAAUUUGCUCCCUUCCUACCUCACAUCGUGCCAGCCUUGUUCAAAUCUCUUGACCAGGAUGAAUCUGAUGUCUUAAGUGAAAAGGUCGGCGCCCCUAGUGCCGAUGAAAUCGGUCAAUUGCUCGAGUCCUCUGAAGGCAACGACGAAGAAGAUGACGAAGAAUUAGAAAAGGCUAUGGGUGUAAACUCGGCUAUUGCUAUGGAGAAGGAGAUCGCUGCUGAUGCUUUGGGUGAAAUUUGCACUUAUGUCGGUGCUCCUUUUGCCGAAUACCUUGAGCCUACUGUCGAAAAGUUGGUUUCCUCUACUACUCACUUUUAUGAAGGUGUUCGAAAGUCUUCUUUGACCAGCUUAUGGCGUUGUGCUACUACUUUCUAUAGAGUUUGCAACUUACCCCAAUGGAAAGCUGGAUUGCCUUUGCAAGUUCCAGUUCCUGAUGCCGUACAAAACAUUUUUGCUGCUGUUAGAAAAUGCUCUUUCGAUACUUUGGACGAAGAAUAUGAAAAGACCGUCGCUACCGAUAUCCUUCGUAACCUUGCCGAAGCCAUUAAGACAUGCGGUCCUGUUGUUUUAGGCGAUGAUUAUCCCAAGAUUUGCGAAAUUGUUAUGGAAGUACUUCAAAAACAACAUAUUGUCCAAGCUGGUGAUAUCUUUGAUGAAGACUUUGAAGAGGAAGAUGUUGUUAGUAACGAAGAAGUUGACGAUACUGAACAAGAUGCUAUGUUUAUCGAUUCUGCUUGCGAUGUUGUCAUUGCCCUUUCAAUGGCCUUGGCUGAAUCCUUCGUGGAGUCUUUUCAAAUAUUCUUCCCUCAUAUCGUUAAAUAUUAUUCAAGCAACAACGGUACUGAACGUGCUAUGGCUGUUGCUUGCAUAGGUGAAGUUGCUGGAGGUAUUGAAUCUGCUAUUACACCUUUCACUGCUGAUGUUUUCACAUUAUUUAUGACUGCUUUAGAAGAUCCCGAGGGAGAAGUUCGCAGCAAUGCUGCUUACUCGAUGGGUUUGUUAUGUCAAUUCUCUACUGAAAAUCUUUCUUCUGAGUACCUCAACAUUCUUCAAAAACUCCAACCUUUCUUUACCCAAGAAAUCUUCCGUACUGCUCUUGAUAAUGCUAUCGGUUGUAUUUCUCGUUUAAUCUUGCAUAAUCAAAAUGCUAUUCCUUUGGAUCAGGUCUUACCCAUUGUCUUGUCCAAGCUUCCUUUGAAGGAAGAUUACUUAGAAAACGCACCCUUAUACUACAUGAUUCUUCAUCUUUACCGUCAAAAGAACCCUAUUCUGUUGCAACAUUUGGGUGAUUUAAUUCCUGUCUUUGCAUCUGUUUUGACGGGACCUGCCGAGCAGCUCAAUGCUGAGUUACGUGCCCAGCUUAUAAACUUACUUAAGGAGAUUGCUCCCGAAUUCCAAACUCUCAUUUCUACAUUCCCUCAUUUGGUUGCUUUAUUACAGUAA
Messenger RNA from Schizosaccharomyces osmophilus, 3204 nucleotides. RefSeq names its product karyopherin/importin beta family nuclear import signal receptor Kap123 (gene kap123). The record is from RefSeq and is a predicted model, not a curated record. The coding region runs from base 1 to 3204 and encodes 1067 amino acids. Gene Ontology annotation, cellular component: nucleus; cytoplasm. NCBI's taxonomy places the organism in Eukaryota, Fungi, Ascomycota, Schizosaccharomycetes, Schizosaccharomycetales, Schizosaccharomycetaceae. Gene Ontology annotation, molecular function: nuclear import signal receptor activity; small GTPase binding. The transcript has a single exon. Gene Ontology annotation, biological process: protein import into nucleus.